AUGAGUGAACCACAAACAGAAAAAAUUGGAUGUAUUCCUGAAGCCACUAUUGCUGGUAUUCCUGUUGACAAAAGCCCUAUUGAUGAUUCAAAUAAUGUUGAACUUCCACCACCAGGAACAUCAGUUGUUGCUUUCAUUUCAAAGUUAUAUGAAUUAGUCAAUAAUCCAGAAACUCAAAACUUUAUUUGUUGGAGUAAUGAAUUUAAUAAAAAAGCUAUUAUGAUUCCUGAUCCUGUUGAGUUCUCAAAACAGAUAUUACCUAAAUUUUUCAAACAUUCUAAUAUUUGUUCGUUUGUUAGACAACUUAAUAUAUAUGGAUUUAGAAAGUUAGAAACUCAAACUGGAUUUUGUUUUCGACAUGAAAGUUUCAUUGCUGGUCAUCCUGAAUUACUUCCUAAUAUCCAACGAAAAAAACCAACUCCUCAUAGAAAAAAACAACCUGGUGAUGAUACUACUUCAUUGUAUCAAUAUUUACUCACACAACUCAUGCAAUUGCAAAAACAAAACGUAGAAACACAAACCCAAAUAAAUACACUAAAGGAAAUGCUUUAUCAAUUAAAAAUGAGAGAAGAUACCUUGGAAAUGAAAUUAUAUCGUCUUUCUGAAACAGUUAUGCCAAGCUUAAAUUAUGGUUCAAUGGCAUUCAAUCCUAGUCUUCUUCCUCAAAUGGUAAAUCAACAAAAUACAUCUUCUACUACAAUGUCAAAUGGAAAUGACGCAGCAAUGUCAAAUUUUAGUUCAUUGAUUAAUUUUUCUACUCAAAACGCAGUGCAACAACCCUCAAAUCAACAAACAGUACAUUCACAAACAUCACCUCAAAACAAUGGUCUUCAAACACCAAAUCAAACCCAACAAUUAGCUGCUGCUUUGUCUCAAUGGAACCAACAAAAAAAUUCAGAAGACCAACCACAACCUUCAUCAAAUCAACAAGGAGACUCGAAUGGGUUUGUCCAAUGGGAUUUUCAAUCCCAAAUUCCAUGGAAGUUUUAA
This is a messenger RNA of Entamoeba histolytica HM-1:IMSS, 990 nucleotides long. RefSeq names its product heat shock transcription factor, putative. The transcript has 3 exons. NCBI's taxonomy places the organism in Eukaryota, Evosea, Mastigamoebida, Endamoebidae. Gene Ontology annotation, molecular function: sequence-specific DNA binding; DNA-binding transcription factor activity. The coding region runs from base 1 to 990 and encodes 329 amino acids. The record is from RefSeq and is a predicted model, not a curated record. Gene Ontology annotation, biological process: regulation of DNA-templated transcription.